Messenger RNA from Sphenostylis stenocarpa, 1038 nucleotides. Lineage: Eukaryota; Viridiplantae; Streptophyta; Magnoliopsida; Fabales; Fabaceae. The record is from the annotation of a GenBank genome assembly.
AUGAGUUGUAGUUCAAAGGGAGUUUGCAUUUUGUCAUCACUAGUCACCAUUUGUUGGAGAGAAGAGAAUCAAGAGAUGGUUCGACCAAUUAGGUCAAGAAUAAGUUCACUUCUCUGUGCAAAGGCACCUUUAGUAGCCUCACAUGUCUAUGAAUCAUGGUGUUGCUCACGUUUCUCUGGUCGAACCAGCUCCUCCUUUAUGAGGCCUUGGCCAAAAUUUAUGGAUUGGAUACAGAUGAACAGUUGUCGUGCAGCAGCAUCAUUGCCUUUGAUCAAAGAGAAACAGCCAGAGGGUCCUAGUUACUGUGCCAGACUGGAUCGAGAAAACAAAGGUCUUGAUGAAGGGAAUAUGAGUGAAACUGAUGAUUAUCAAAAUUUGUUUGGCUUAAUGAAACAGAGGUUUAUGAGUUUCAAGAACCAGAAAUACAUAAAAGAGUUGGAGCAUUUUCAAGCUCUUGAAGAAGCUCAAUCUCCAAAGUUUAUGGUAAUUGCUUGUGCAGACUCUAGGGUAUGCCCCUCUAACAUAUUAGGAUUCCAACCUGGAGAAGCCUUUAUGAUACGUAACAUUGCCAAUCUUGUACCUCCGAUGAAGAAUGGACCAUCAGAAUGUAAUGCUGCUCUUCAGUUUGCAGUAACUACUCUUCAGGUUGAGAAUAUAUUGGUCAUUGGUCAUAGUAGCUGUGCUGGAAUUGAAGCUUUGAUGAAUAUGCAAGAAGAUGUAGAAUCAAGGAACUUCAUACACAAGUGGGUUGCCAGUGGAAAACUUGCCAAACUGAAGACAAAAGCUGUCACAGCUCAUCUUAGCUUUGAUCAGCAAUGCAAAUUCUGUGAGAAGGAAUCUAUUAACCAAUCAUUACUGAACUUGCUCAGUUAUCCGUGGAUAGAAGAUAGAGUGAGAAGAGAGUUGCUUUCUCUUCAUGGAGGAUAUUAUAAUUUCUCCAAUUGCUCUUUUGAGAAAUGGACCCUUGAUUUUAAAAGAUGCAAUGUUAAAGAAGAAGGGAGCAGUUAUGUGGUGAAAGAACAAGAUUUCUGGUGCUGA